GUCCCCUUGUCUGCUUUCGCCGCCAACUCGUGAAAGCCUCAGCACAUAGAACAAGUUUGGUGCCUCAACCACCGGAAAGCGCUUCUGCACCAUCAACAACAACAACAACAACCAUUCUCAGUUCUCACAUUCACCACCGCUUUGUUUCUUCUUUGCCAUAACAAUCGAGCUUCUUGCUUGCAGUUGCAGGAGGGAAAAAAGGAACUGAGAUUCUCACGUACGGUGAACAAAGCAUAGCACAUGUUGAGGCUGAAAAUAUAGGAAUCCCAAUUGUUAAUCCUUUUCCCUUUUUUCAUGGACGGUGGAAAUUCAACAUUCAUAGCAUCAAUGCCUUAAAAUAGCAAUUUGAAAAUGGGGGAAAAGCAAUCUUUGCGGAGUAAAGCUUCCCACUUUGUUUCAGAUCUCACCACUCUUCUUCUCAACCCUAUCUCUGAUAACAAAAACAACAACAACAACAACAAACCCUCUCCUCCUUCCUCUGAAGAAGAAGUGGGGGAGUCAAAAGAAAGUGAAUUAGAGGGUGCCCAUGAUUUAGUUGAUGGGCCUGAUACUUCAUCCUUCACUGCAUUCCUCUAUUCUUUUUUGUCUUCCUCUGAUUCUGGGGGAAACUGUGAUGUAACUGCAGCUGCUGCUGGUGGUGGUAUUUUAUUGGAUUCUGUCAUGAAGGAAGAUUUUCGUGUGAAGAGAAGCUUGUUUUCCAGGACACUUGGUCUGGCCAUUCACCAAGCUGUCAGAAUGGGCGGGUUUCGCUCGAAAGAUCGCAGGGAUGAGUCGGAGGCUGAGUUUGAUGAUGGGUGUGGUGUUGAGAUGAGGCAUUUUCAGCCUGUCAAAGUGCCUAUUCCUGUUGUGCCUGUGGAUGAUCAUCCGCCGGAAGUUUCUGAACCUUCGAAGCUUAUUUCAGACAGUGUAAGAAAUGCUGUGUAUGAUUCGCUUCCGGCUAUUAUUCAUGGGAGGAAAUGGCUAAUGCUAUACAGUACUUGGAAGCAUGGUAUAUCACUUGCAACUCUUUACCGGAGAAGCAUGGUUUGGCCUGGACUGAGUUUGCUGGUUGUUGGAGACCGUAAAGGAGCAGUAUUUGGUGCCGUGGUUGAAGCACCUCUUAUAGCGUCUAACAAGAGAAAGUACCAGGGAACAAACAAUUCAUUUGUUUUCACAAAUACCUCUGGUUGUCCUGUUAUAUAUCGCCCAACAGGAGUAAACCGCUACUUCACACUUUGCACGUCCGACUUCAUAGCGAUAGGUGGGGGUAGUCAUUUUGCACUUUAUUUGGAUGGUGACCUAUUGAAUGGAUCAAGUUCAGUCUCAGAAACGUAUGGGAAUCCUUGCCUUGCACACUCUCAAGAGUUUGAAGUGAAGGAAGUAGAGUUAUGGGGCUUUGUAUAUCCUUCAAAGUAUGAGGAAAUAAUGGCAUUAAGCAGAAAAGAGGAAGCACUUGGGCUCUGUCACUGGUAAAUAUCUCUAAACAUGUUUCAGAUGUUAGUCAAAGUGCCUUGAAGUUUGCCGAAUCAUAAGCUUGAGAAUUUCUGCUAGUGAGGGAUGCUCAGUUGAUAAUAUGAUGCAGAGAUUUUAUGUAAUCCACUCAUAUUAUCACUAUGUAACAUGCUUGUAAAUAUUUACAAGGUUGUAUAUACACAGUUUAUUAAUACCCUUUACAAAAUCGCCAAUUUUGCACAGAAUACAAGUUGGAGCAAAUUUAUGUGUUUGUAUACCUUCUACUUAAGGGAAUUGAUUUUGAAUGAAUGUAUAUAACUGAUCCAAA
This is a messenger RNA of Lotus japonicus, 1759 nucleotides long. RefSeq lists its product as uncharacterized. The record is from RefSeq and is a predicted model, not a curated record. Bases 352 to 1452 code for a protein of 366 amino acids. NCBI's taxonomy places the organism in Eukaryota, Viridiplantae, Streptophyta, Magnoliopsida, Fabales, Fabaceae. The transcript is spliced from 8 exons.